This is a messenger RNA of Symbiodinium necroappetens, 1725 nucleotides long. The record is from the annotation of a GenBank genome assembly. Lineage: Eukaryota; Dinophyceae; Suessiales; Symbiodiniaceae.
AUGGGGUGCUGUGCGAGCAAAGCUGCAGAAAGCUUGUCCCGUGCUGGGCAUGAGAGAUACGCCCCCAUGUGGGUUGUGAAAGUAACGGACGUCUUGAAGAUGCAAGGACCGCUUCGUCCACAUCAGACCUUGAUGGACGAGGGUUUGCUUGUUUGCUGGGAUGAUGCCAAGGCCAGGAACCACUUUGUGAUAUUUGUGUCACAUCAGUGGCUGGGUCUUCGACACCCCGACCCAAAUGGUGUACAGUUGAAGGUUUUACAAGAUGCCUUGAAGAACGUCAUUACGGGGCAGAUAAAGGUCCAAACCGAUUUCAUUUCCGAUCUUGCAGGGGCCCAGCGGACGUUGAGAGCAGAUGAACGCAAACAGAUUGAAGAUGGCUACAUUUGGUUUGAUUACUUUUCUGUUCCCCAAUGCAUGGAUGCUUCCAUUGCACCAGUAAGACCGCAUUCCGUCGAAGCGCAGACGUACAUCAAGAGCAUCCCUGACUAUGUGGAUACUUGCCAGAUGUUUGUGGCAUUGGUCCCCAAGGCCACCACCGUCCACUCCAUGAAGACCUGCGAUUAUCGCAGCUGGCUUCAGAGGGGCUGGUGCCGCACAGAACUGUGGUGCAAGCUCCUAUCUAGCAAUUCCAAGAUACCAGUUGCAGUAGUGACCGAUGCUGAGGUUGCCAAGUUCAUGUUGCCAAGGUGGAUGCGCUACCCAGCGCACUCGGGGGAUUUCACAGUUGAGGCCGAUCGCAGCACGUGCUGUGAAGUUGUUGACAAAGCCUUACGCAUGAAAUUGUUGGCGCUGCAAGCUGAGAAAAACAUGGCUAGAUUCAGAUUUUUCACUGGGCUGUACGAGCACAUGGUCGGCUUACCUCCAUUCCAGCGUAGACUCGAUGAGUUCAUGGCUGACUUUGCUUUGCACACAGUCAGAGACAAGGGCCUCGGACCUGUGGCUUGUGCAGUGUUGGCGCAAGACCGCGAAAUGCUUCGUAGCCUGGUGGAGCGGAGAGCUUCUCCACAUACAUCCUCACCAGCACUACCCGAUGUUGGUAUUCCGGAAGGUUGCACACCGAUUCAUUUCGCAGCACGCUCUACUUGCCUCGAAUCCUUGGAGACCCUUCUCCAGAUGCGGGCGGACCCUCAUAGUUCUUCCACGUUUCUGCCUACACCUUUGGGAUUCUGCAGGACACCAGCAGCCGUUGAAGUCUUGGUGCGGUACCAGGCAGAUGUGAAUUUUCCUGGAGGGAAGUACGCUUUGCAGUAUUUCCCUCUCCAGGUCGCCAUCGGCGAGCAGGCUCCACUCCCAGUGAUCGCAAAGCUUUUGGAACUCCGGGCCAACGUGAAUGGUGGUGAAGCGGGCACCGGAGGAGCUGGAAACGUGUCGCCCUUGGGUUUGCUUUCCUUUGGAUUUGAGGAGAAUCCAGAUCUCAUUGAGACCGCACAGCUCCUCCUUGACAAGAGAGCAAACGUCAACCAAGUUGCCCAGCUGCAGGGGCUUCCUCGCAUCAUGGAGCUGACCAGCAGAGCUGUUGCGAGUUAUCGACGAAACUCUUCAGAAUUUGUGAAAUGCACAAGCGCCUGGGGCUCAUCACCACUCGGUUAUUGUGUGGUGAUGGAGUGUGAAGAGCUCUUGGCCUUCCUUUGCACGCACGAGCCGAUCCCAGGCUUCCGAAAAGUCGAGGCCGCAGUGCUCUUGAUUUCGCUGCUCAGGCAAGAAGAAAGGUGCAGAGGAUUCUGA